Acipenser ruthenus (sterlet) is the source of this 8648-nucleotide messenger RNA. Its product is annotated as zinc finger protein ubi-d4. NCBI's taxonomy places the organism in Eukaryota, Metazoa, Chordata, Actinopteri, Acipenseriformes, Acipenseridae. Bases 130 to 1350 code for a protein of 406 amino acids. The transcript has 12 exons. Gene Ontology annotation, cellular component: nBAF complex. Gene Ontology annotation, biological process: nervous system development. The record is from RefSeq and is a predicted model, not a curated record.
CGUAGCCAAUGACAUUUUGGCCACCCGCCUCAGGGCACGCCUGCGCAGAAGUGGGUGACCUCGCGCCGCAGCGCGUUCCUCUUGGUGCGCAGGCGCAAAGUCAGCCAGAGCGAGUGUAGGCGACCCAAGAUGGCGGCUGUUGUGCAGAAUGUUGUUAAACUGCUCGGAGAGCAGUACUACAAGGACGCGAUGGAGCAGUGUCACAACUACAACGCACGCCUGUGUGCUGAGAGGAGCGUCCGCAUGCCUUUCCUGGACUCCCAGACUGGAGUGGCGCAGAGCAACUGCUACAUCUGGAUGGAGAAGAGACACCGGGGCCCAGGCGUUGCCCCAGGACAGCUCUACACCUACCCUGCUCGACGCUGGAGGAAGAAGAGGAGAGCCCACCCCCCUGAGGACCCCCGGCUCUCUUUCCCCCCCCUCAAACCAGAGAUGGAUGUGGGUUUGAAGAAGGACGCCAUGGUGCCCCCCGAUGGCAGCAGUCUCGAGGCCCUUCUGAAGACAGAGCCCCUGGACAAGCGCAGCCUACCGGACCCCAGGCUCCUGAGCGAUGAGGAUAGCCUGUCCGAGUUCCCCGGAUCAAACUCACGCACCAGGAAGAGAAUCCUGGAGCCCGAGGACUUCCUUGAUGACCUGGAUGAUGAGGAUUAUGAAGAGGACACCCCCAAACGACGAGGGAAAGGCAAGGGCAAGGGCAGAGGCGUGGGCAGUGCCCGGAAGAAGCUGGACGCGAUCGAGGAUCGAGACAAACCCUACGCCUGUGACAACAGUUACAAACAAAAGCAUAUUCCCAAACCUUCUGAACGAGUCUGUGGGAAACGCUACAAGAACCGUCCUGGGCUGAGCUAUCACUACGCACACUCCCACCUGGCAGACGAGGAGGGGGAGGAUCGAGAGGAUUUGGAGCCACGCACCCCCAUCCGCCCCAGAUCCGAGGAGCAGAAAUCUAAAAAAGGGCCAGACGGCUUGGCGCUGCCCAACAACUACUGCGACUUCUGUCUGGGAGACUCCAAAGUGAACCACAAGACGGGCCAGGCUGAGGGGCUGGUGUCCUGCUCAGACUGCGGCCGCUCAGGACACCCCUCCUGUCUCCAGUUCACUCCGGUCAUGAUGGCUGCAGUGAAAACCUAUCGCUGGCAGUGCAUCGAGUGCAAGUGCUGUAACAUCUGCGGCACCUCGGAGAACGAUGACAAGCUGCUGUUUUGUGAUGACUGUGAUCGUGGAUACCACAUGUACUGUCUACAGCCGGCCAUGUCGGAACCCCCUGAAGGAAGUUGGAGUUGUCAUCUAUGUCUGGAUUUAUUGAAAGACAAAGCCUCCAUAUACCAGAACCCUGAUGGCACUCCAUGAGACACAGACCCCUCACAACCCCCUCCCUCCCACGAGACAGACCCCGCCCUACAGGAGAUACAUUGACCCCUCACAACCCCCUCCCUCCCUCUGCUCCCACGAGACAGACCCCGCCCUACAGGAUAUACAUGGACCCCUCACAACCCCGUCCCUCCCUCCCUCCCUCGAGACAGACCCCGCCCUACAGGAGAUACAUGGACCCCUCACAACCCCCUCCCUCCCUCCCUCCCACGAGACAGACCCCGCCCUGCAGGAUAUACAUGGACCCCUCACAACCCCGUCCCUCCCUCCCUCCCACGAGACAGACCCCGCCCUACAGGAGAUACAUGGACCCCUCACAACCCCCGCCCUACAGAAGAUACAUGGACCCCUCACAACCCCGUCUCUCCCUCCCUCCCUCCCACGAGACUGACCCCACCCUACAGGAGAUACAUGGACCCCUCGCAACUCUCUCCCUCCCUCCCUCCCUCGAGACAGACCCCGCCCUACAGGAGAUACAUGGACCCCUCACAACCCCCUCCCUCCCUCCCUCCCACGAGACAGACCGCGCCCCCUACAGGAGAUACAUCCACAUCUGGAAUCUGGCUUCCUAUCGGACUGCGUCGCCUUAAUCCACUUGGGACGCACCACAGCUCCCCAUAAAAACUGUCCGAGAUGCAGAGUGAAUCAUGGUGUAGCCGCUUGAAGAGUAUACCCAAUACACAGAGGGAGACAGGUCCAUAUACUGUAGCAUUGAAAUGAAUUUAGAAAUUACUGUAGUGUACAUUUCGAAAUGAAUUUAGAAAUAGUAAAAGAAACAUAAUAAAUUCAAGGACGAACCUUUCGACCGCAAGUCUUUUUUUAAAUGUCUUCAGAAGACACUGAGAGAGACUUCUAGUCCAAAUGUCUGUCAGUGAAUUUAUUGCAUUUCUUUUAGUAUUUCUAAAUUCAGCACUAUUGAAUGUUUAAUGGUUAUGAACGAUUCCAAAAUGAGAUACGGUAAAACUAUAAUUACAGUUGUAGUCAAAAGUUUACAUACCUGAAUGGAAAUGUUAUAAUUUCUACAAAUUUCUCAAACAAAUAGUUGUAGGAAAAAUCUUUUGUAGCAAAAGUUUUGCUUUUGUGUAUGAGGAAAAAAAGUUACAAGAAAUAAUGUCUACAAUUUUUUUGCAAACUCAAAAUGCUAAUUCAAAAGUAUUCAUACCCUGACAAGGAAAAUGAAAUGAAUAGCUAGCUGAGGCACCUUUAGCAAUAAGAACCUCUUUUAAACGAUUAGGAUAUUUGUCAGUGAGCUUUUGGCAUGAUUCUUUAGUGACACUUUUUUUGUGACCAUUCUUCAGCACAAAAUUGUUCCAUUUCAUUCAAAUUCCAAGGACCUCUCUUGUGCACAGCCUUCUUCAACUCAUACCAAAGAUUCUCUAUCGGAUUUAAAUCUGGACUUUGACUAGGCCAUUCCAGAACCUUGAUUUGAUUCUUCUUUAACCAUUCUGAAGUAGAUUUUGAUGUGAGCUUUGUUGUUGUGUUGGAACGUCCAGUUGCGCUUUAAACCAAGUUUUAUAGCGGAGGGUUUCAGAUGAUUGUCCAAUAUCUUUUGGUAUGCUAUGGAAUCCAUUUUACAGUGUAAUGGAACAAAAUUUACUGUGCCAUUAGAGGAAAAACAGCCCCACAGAAGGGUAUUACCACUUCCAUGCUUGACAGUAUGUUGUUCUUUUCUUUGUACGCCUCACCAGACUUUCUCCAAACGUAACGACUAUCAGUGUGACCAAAUUUUUGUUUUUGUUUCAUCACUUCACAAAACCUGACCAGAACUCAUAUCCAUCGUUCAAAUUCUGUUUUGCAAACUUUAAGCGAUUGUCCUUGUGACAUUUUCCUAAGAGUGGCUUUUUCCUUGGCCUGCGACCAUUGAGACAUUCACCAUGCAAUACUCGACCUAUGGUUGAAAUGGAAACCCAGUCCCACUUCCAGCCAAAUCACUAUGAAUAUCUUUGGCAGUCAAUCUUGAAUUGUUAUUAACCUUCCUCACAAUUCUUCCACUUGUUCUUGGUGAAAGAACCUUCUUUCUUCCAGACCAAGGGAGCAUUGUGACAGUACCAUGAGUCUUGUACUUCUUGAUAAUAGAAACAAAUAGUUGAAAUUGGGAUACUCAGAUGCUUGGAAAUCUUCUUGUAUCCUUCUCCAGCUUUAUGACCAUAAAUAAUUUUCUGCCUAAGGUCUUCAGAUAGCUCUUUACUUUUUCCCAUAUUUAUUUAUUUAGCAGGCGCCUUUAUCCAAGGCGACUUACAGAGACUAGGGUGUGUGAACUAUGCAUCAGCUACGUCUCACCUGAAAGACGGAGCACAAGGAGGUGAAGUGACUUGCUCAGGGUCACACAAUGAGUCAGUGGCUGAGGUGGGAUUUGAACCAGGGACCUCUUGGUUACAAGACCUUUUCUUUAACCACUGGACCACACAGCCUCAUUACCAUGACUUCUUGGUAAUGACAGCAAUCAUCCUAUGCCUAACAGCAUUUUCUAGGCUUUUCUAGAAUUAGGUUCUGCAUUAUCAUAUUGAAAUUUCUAGCACCUUGUAGACAAUACUAUCAUAGCAUCAAAGGGUAUGAAAACUUUUGAAUUAGCAUUUUUGGAAUUUUGCAAAAAAAAAAUUGCUGAAAUAAAUAAUUGUAGACAUCUAUUACCUGUAACUUUUCCUCAUCCACAAAAGCAAAACUUUUGCUACAAAAGAUUUUUUCUAAAAAUUCCUUGUUUGAGAAAUUUCUAGAAAUUAUAAAUUUCCAUUGGGGUAUGUAAACUUUUGACUACAACUGUGUAUAUAUAUCUUUCACUCAGCAGCACCGGAUAUGAAAAAUAUAUUCGAUGCUAGAUUUCAACACUUGUAUAAUUAAUCAAAAUUGCAAUUAGGGUAUGCUGAUAUUGCCAAGAUCAUCAAUUAUCUAACUUUUUAAAACAUUAUUUUAGAUACUCUGUAAUAACUGAAACUUUAAACUUGUUCUUGCCUCUUAUUAGCAACAGCCUUGCCAGGUUAUUUUCACUUUGGCACACGGGCAAUGAGUUUUUAAUUUACUUUCAGCUGGUAUUCGAGUACGAAGGCUGUUGGUUUCAUACCUUCAAUAUGAUCACAUGUUCAGCCGAUACUAUAAAAGGUAUCUUAAAAAAAAAAAUUCUACGUAUAUGGGCGUUUUAUCCAGUUUUACAGACAACUGGUAUUCGUAAAAGAUUAAAACAACUGAACUCUAAGGGACUGAUGUGCUAAUGAGGAAAGGGAAUCCUUGGUAUCACUUGAUUUCAGCAGUCUUGUCUGGUCGGUCUUGCAUUCUGCAGUUUGAAACAAACAAAAACAAACUGGAGAGAGAUUCAUAAUGCUAUCAAUGAAAUAUGAUAUUCACGUGUAACCUCUUUGUAGAUUGCGCUGCUAAACUUUUUUUUUUGUGCCGUGUUAGUGUUGCUAGAAAUGAGUCCUCUGUGGAGAGCCCAUGCUUCCCACUUGGCUAGGUCUGCUGUGUCUCAAUGCACUGAUCACAGCUGUUUGGCUGGGAUGUUUGUGAAUGCAAUGGACAGUGCCCAUUCACCAGCAACAAUAUAACCACCUAUACUGUAAGAAUGAGCAUUCAUAAAACACGUUCUAUACAUGCUAAGUCUAUACUUCCAGUCAUCAUUCUGAAACAAUCUUCUCGUAUCAAGCAGGGCAGUGUUUUAUACCUGUUUAAACUUGCUGCAUCAUCUCACAAGAGAUCACAACAGAAGAGGCUGUGUCUGUUUUUAAAGAGAUCGCACUGCUUUAUUUUUGUAGAAUUUGCUCUGUCUUAUUUAACAAUGUAUUUUUAGGGAGGUCUCGUACAUUAGGAAAGCCUUUUCAAUGACGAGAGCCCGUGCAGCACUGUUUAGUGAUGACUGAAGGAUGAAUGGAUUGUUUUGUGAAUCAGUAAACACUGAAGUGCAGGAUUAGUGGUUGCUUACCUCUCUCUGAUUGGAGGUCAGUUCCCUCAUUGUUGUGCAGUGUUAGGGUUGAAAGCUAGGCGCUGUCAAUGAAUUAGCAAGGGCCUUAUUGACUGGAUCUUAAUCAUGUAGUUAUGGGGUUUCUGCCCAUGAAGGGCCAGUACUGAGCUGGUAACUUAAUACUAGAGGAAGGAAUUUCAGAAGCGCAUCGAAGUACUUGGGCACAGUCCAAGGCUAAACUUGAGUUUUUGAUUUGAACAGGCUGCAGUACAAACAACUACUCAACAUGCCUAGUAAUUGGCAAAGCAAUAAAACAGUGGGGUUGUGAGGGGGAGUGAACUGUCGUGAAUCAUGAUUGUGCAGAUCCACCCUUCAUGUGUGACGUGGUUGUGUCCAGUGCAUUCUGGUAAUUCAAUCAGGUUCUGCUGAAGAGUUUGACUUUAGUGUUGGGACAAGUAUUGGAAUAUUGGAACAUGUUCGGUUUUUGCUCAUAUAAUAGAAUUUAAAUAGACUGUAGAGGCAAAGAAAAGCAAUGCAUACAUGUCCAAAACAAAUAAGCCCCAUUGCACUUUACAGAACAGUGUUUCUCUCUAUUAAUAGCUCAUUUGAUGGGGUGCUUGGUUUUUACUCCCAGGAGAUUUUUAUUUACUGUAAUAUUGUAAAAAAAUCAUCCUUUUUGGUUUACCAGCUAAUUCCAAAUUGAAGAUAACAUUUAGAAUUGUAUAUAAAAGACCAAUGUUCAUCCCAGCACUAUAGGUUUGUUUCAAGUCAAGAGCAUUCAGUGUAUAUAAUGAAGGGAUGUUAAUAACGCAGCCGUGACCAGUGAGGUUUUCUUGCCCUGCAAGCUGAUGAUUCGAUUGACUUCACAGCACACAAGCUGGAAAAGGUGCCUAGGAAUAAAAAGUCUACUUUAUGUAUAUGCGUGUUGCUCCCCAGUAUUAAUGUUUUCCGAUCAAAAUACAGUGCAUCUCAUUGCAAACCCCGUACAGAAUGCCAGUACACGCCAGGUGAAGUGGUUGCAAUUGUUUCAUCCUUGUGUACAUUUUUUUAAUUUAUUUUUUUAAAGGUGCUGUUUUUAAAGUCCACCUCCAUGCCACCUGAAUUGAAUGUAGUGUUUAAAGGUGCCCCUGUUUGUUUUUGAAAGUAUUUUUUUUUUUUUUUUUUUUACAGAAGGAAUGUGAGAGAAUUGUUUUGAUUUGCUUUCGUUCCUGAGCUGCAGGGCAAGCGUAUUAAACCUGCUGGGGGUGUUUGAUCCUCACAUGUGGCUUAUCUAGCUGAUACAGAGUGCUGGCACAGGACAAUCGUGGAACACAGUGACUCCAUGAAAUAAUGUUUCCUUUAGGGGGGGCGCUGUUAAAGUUAACUAUAUAAGAAAGACAACACAAAAAAGAAACAUCUGAGCUUUGACUGUCCUUGCGGUUGUAUGAUCGCCUCCCUUUUCUGGAGGCAGUUGUUAAAAAGAAUGAGUUUGCUGUGUGCACAUUGGGUUUCAACAGUGCCCUCCGGUGGUCAUUCUGUACGGCACGUUUGUGUUCCCCACGGCUUGUGCCAGCACUGAAAUUCAGCACUCUUGUCAGCUAGAUAAGACAAUUCAGUUGUGGACAUCCACCCAAUCAGCCUAAUCCCAUAUCUGUAUAAUGGAGAGGUUUCAUUAUCUAACCACUUGUACCACUACUGACAGUAGCAGCUUGAAUAUACUCCCUGAAUAAAGCUGCAUGACACGCAGGCUUCAAGGGCAGUGUGUUUUUCUGCAGCCAAAACUACAUUUUCAAGCAGUCGGCUUGCACUUGGUAUGCUUUGUUCGUCUGUGUUCAUGGUUAGGUUACAAAAACAGUGCCGUGACAUCCCAGUCCAUACAAAUGUAUAAGAGCCUGCAAGAAUAUAAAAUGUGCUUUCUACAUUUCUGUAAAAGUUAUACUUGCUGGAAUCAUUUUUCAAGUUGCUGAAAAAUCUUUUUUUCACAUUCGGUGCUGUUCCAAGCCAUUGUCUACAACUCUGAGGACUGUGGAGUCAGGAGAUGCUGUUCCCAUCCAUUGUUUACAACUCGGAGGACUGUGGAGUCAGGAGAUGCAGACACAAAGCUUCCCAAUCUCAAACCAGAGAGAGUUCUACAGAAAAAGGAUCUCAGUAUGAGAGCAGCAGAUUGCUAGCAUGAUCAGUGAGUGCUAUUGUAGAUUGCACUGACUCUGUGGGAGGUUAUCAUUAUACUGCAUUAUGUUGAUGUCAUCCUAGCUGCUUUGACAUGCUUUACAUUGUUUCUAUUCCCUGAUGUCCUGGGCACAGCCACAAACCGGACUGGGGAAUUAUUUUCUUUAUUUUAAAAUUCCUAAUCUAAGAAGGUGCUGUUGCAAUUUUUGGGCACUAGAUGCCACUGUGUGUUACGGGGUACAUUUCCGUCGCUCAGAUUUUGGAAGUUGCUUUAUCCUUUUCACAAAGUGAAGUUGGAAGAAUGAAAUCCCCCCCUGUGAAACCUUUUCUUAAGAACCAGAUUUGUACUUGAUUUCAGCAGAAUUGUGCCCUCUUCUAAUCUGAGAUAUACUGGGAGGGCAACAUUUUUUUUUUUUUUGUCCUACAUUAUACAGGCACUGUCUGUAAAACCAGUUAGACACAAUAACGGCCAGCAUUCACGCACCACAAGAUCUCCAGCCCUCAUGCCUCUGCUUCUCUGCACACAGCAUUGCACACAAACUCCUGAUAAACCAAAUGGCUCCGGAUCGCUAUUUUUCUGUUUUGAUUAACCAGUUGUGUGCAACAGACAGUGACUAUAAUUGAAUGGGUUACAGUGAUACUGGCAAUGACAAACUCCAACCCCCCCCAUUGGCUGACAGCUUGAGUCUCCGCCCAUGGAAGGAAUGUGAACAUUCUGCUUGGGUAUGAAAGAUUUUGGAGGGUGGGGUUUUUGUGUCUUUAGAUCCUAUUUUGAGAACCAGCUUCUGAAGUAAUUUAUUAACUCCAUCGGUGGAAAUGUUUUUAUUUUAUUUUAAUGGGGUGGUUUGGUUAGGGAACUGAUUAUAUUAGCUGGAAGGAUUGGUUCACACAUUUGCAUUACUGAAAAUUAAACUUUAAAAAAAAAAAAUCUAUUCAGUACUGGGAAGUUGAGGUUUGGGAAUGGGAUAUUUUUGUAUCAUUUAGUUUUUCUGUUUUAACUAUAAGCAACUAACUUGUACUAAAACCUGCAUAUACCGCCAUGUUAUUAUUUGCCUUGUUGUUUAGACCCAGUGGCCAUUGUAAUAGUUUUUAUUUUCUGUUCAUUGUAUUUUUUUUUUAUAUAUAAUGUCUGCUAGGAGAUGGCAACUCUUUUUUUUUUCUAGGUAUUGUAUUUCUGUUCAUCACAGGAGUUUUAUGGUACUACAAUGUUUCUUAAGGAAAAUAAAAUUUUUGACACGGA